Fraxinus pennsylvanica is the source of this 588-nucleotide messenger RNA. The record is from the annotation of a GenBank genome assembly. NCBI's taxonomy places the organism in Eukaryota, Viridiplantae, Streptophyta, Magnoliopsida, Lamiales, Oleaceae.
AUGACACUUGGCAGAUACUCUGCAGUGGAAAGAUUGAUUUGGCCCUGGACACCUGAGGAAGAUAAGCUUCUUACUCAAUAUGUAAGCCAAUAUGGUGAGGGAAGAUGGAGUUCUGUCGCCAGGUCUUCAGGGUUGAAUAGGAGUGGAAAGAGCAGCAGGCUAAGGUGGGUGAACUAUUUGAGGCCUGGACUCAAAAGAGGCCAUAUAACACCACAGGAGGAAGGAAUUAUCAUUGAACUCCAUGCCCUUUGGGGGAACAAAUGGUCUGUCAUAGCCCGGUAUCUUCCGGGAAGAACAGACAAUGAAAUAAAAAACUACUGGAGAAUCCAUUUCAAGACAAGAGGCAAGCCUUCUGAAAAGAAGAAAAUUUUUAGCCAAGAAGAACAAAAUGGUGGGAACUCCAUUCCAGCAGAUCCCAUGAGUGAUGUAAAUAUAUUUGAUACACCAAGCAUUAAGCAAGAGACAGUAAUCCCAUAUCAAACACUGGAUAACCAAUUCUUGCCUAUGAUGUAUCAAGAUAUUACAUCGCGUUCAGAUAUUGCUGUUGAUGAAUAUCUGUGGGGAGGCUUGUGGCACCUCGAUAUAUGA